AUGUCGAAUAAAUUUUAUAAAGACGACGUGAAAAUUACAAAUCUAGAAAUUAAGCACAAUGCUGAUUUCGUGAUUCCUCUUGUCAAUAGCAUUUUGCAGAACGUUCAUGAAUUAGACGAACGGUUUAAAACACAACCAUUACAUGUUGGUAGUUACUAUUCUCGUCUAAAAGUUUCUCGUGCAGACGAGUUUGACUAUAGCGUAGUGUUAGAUGCAAGAUCAUCUCUCUCUUGGAUUCAUACAACGCCGGUUUAUUAUGGAUAUCAUAGAAACAGAGAAGUGGAUUGUACAUCGAUUCCACUGACAACACCACCAGUAGGAAAAUGCUUAGCACUGGUUCCAGAACUGAUACAAAGCUGGAAAAAUGAAGGUUUAAAUAACGGAUCGGCAUGCUUGUCAAUUGAUGGCAGUAUUAUUCCUUUAAAAGUUAAAAAAUGGUUUAAGCAACUUGUCAUUAAAGCUAUAGAUCAACUCGGAUUACGGGACAUCGUCAAAGUGCAAGGUUUACCCGAGUCUCCUGCAACUACUUUGACGAUUUGCCAUUCCAAAAUUGCUGGAGGAACAAUUAGCGUAGAUCUCACACCCAUAAUCGAAGCAAAGCCUUCAUUCAUACCAAGGUUUUGUUGGCCUAGAGCGGGGGCAAAAUGGCCAUCCGAUACCAAGAUUCAGGAGAUAAAAGGAAUACAUGUUGUUGCCAAAGAUCCAUAUUAUUGGUCUUUAUCAUUCGUUGCAUGUGAAAAGAAAUUGAUAGCUGGAAUCGAUUCAGAUGGAUCUUGUCGUAAAAAGAGUCAACGCAUUAUGAAAAAACUUCGAGAAAUGUGGUGUCCGAAAGAAACAAAACAGGAACUUACUUCGUACCAUCUUAAAAAUAUUCUUUUCUGGGAAUGUGAAAAUCAUCCAGAUAAUAAAGAAUGGAAUAAAGAUCAGCUUGCUGUAAGAAUUGAGUCCAUGUGCCAUCUACUCAUACAACACAUACGAUGUGGCAACCUGCCUCUUUACUUCCAUACAGGGGUCAAUUUGUUUGAGAAUAAGGACAAAGACGUUCUUGGCCAGGUUGCGCACAAUAUUUUAAGGUUUGUGAUGGCGCCACACCAUUGUUUAGAUAAAUACAGGUAG
Mytilus trossulus (common blue mussel) is the source of this 1116-nucleotide messenger RNA. RefSeq names its product protein mab-21-like 3. Lineage: Eukaryota; Metazoa; Mollusca; Bivalvia; Mytilida; Mytilidae. The transcript has a single exon. Bases 1 to 1116 code for a protein of 371 amino acids. The record is from RefSeq and is a predicted model, not a curated record.